CUAAAAAAUUCAACAUGUCGAUUAGUGGAAGUUAUUGUUAAACUAACUCGCCAAGUUUCGUCAGUUUCGCCAACGUUUUCCGAGGUUUAUCAGGAAAUGGAUAGAGAGGAAAGGUACAUACACACAGAAGUGAAGAAGUUAUCUCGUUCUUCACUCGGUCAGUCCGAGCUUAAACCCAAUCAUUAGUGCAAAGUCACGCGACAAUUCCUUCCUACCUCUCUGCGAAUGGAAUUAACCAACGUUAAGCCUAGGGCUUUCAAUACGAUGCCGUUAUAAUAAAAAAAGAAAUGGUCGGAACUUUUCUUCGAUCAAACCGUUCGUCGUUCGUCGCGGACCUUCAAAGUUUCUCUCAAAUCGUUAAAGUCAACGAGUCACGUACAAUUAUAUUUUUAAAUAUUUUAAGCGGGCAAGUAUUUUCGUCACUAUAUACUUGAUUAGUACUUUUCUUCGAGAGAAGAAUUGCUAUUUGAAAAGAAAAAUACGAUGGAGUUUAUACGUAUACAGGGCAAAUUUAGAGAAAGACGAUAAAAGCGAUCGAUAUUGUUUGAAGUUCAGACAUCCUCGAGCCUGACGCAAACGAAUGCGCGAUAGAGGUAUAUUUUAAUCUCCGCAUCAUUUACGUGCGUAUCGAUGUUAAAGAUACGUUAUCGGUCUUUCUUUUUUUUUCUUCUUCUUUCGUGCACGUCAGAGUUCUCUCCAGCGCGGGACAUCAACGUGCGUUCUGCGCCUGACACCGUGAGCCUGCGCGUGGUAAAUUUCAAAAGGACUCAGACUCGACAGUGCGCGAAAAUCUUUCAGUCCGUCACCGACUAUCGUCUCAUCGACAUUGCAUCGCACGGUUGAAAGAGAUCGUAACAUCACGUGACAACGAUUACGCAAAAUGGGAACUAAGAUCAAAUUUAAAAUACUUGUAUAAAUCUUCGAAAAAACUUUGAGCAGAUAAAACUUUGAGCAGGGGAAGUAACCAGCUGUUACUGAAGCUGUUACUUAGAAUACUCAACUUCAUAAAAUACAUAAUUCGAGGUAAACGAUUUAUGAAUAUUCACUCUCAGGAAGACAAAGGAUCGAUAGAAUCUACGAGCAUGUCGAUAGAUACUACAAACAUGACAAUGAUUAAUGAUUCGGUGAUGCAGAGCGUGAAUAUAUCGAGCCAAAUCAUAAACGUUGAUAGAAUACUGUAUUUGUAUGGAGCACCACCGUUGAUCCUCUUCUGUCUCAUUUCAAUAGUCAUAAAUAUCAAAGUUCUGAUGUGUGUGUUUUGGAUUAGACGUCCACUCAGUCCAACGUUAUAUAUCAGUUUGAGUCUGGCAGAACCACAGGAAAUAAUUUUAGGCGCAGAUGCUUUUUCUAGCAGUGUUCUGGGUAUAGGACUAAUCUUAAAUAGUUUUAUACCUAUUGGUCUCGGAAUCAAAUUGAAAGGCAUGGACUGUUUUUUACUGGCUCUUGAAGUUGUGAGACUGGGAGGUGUGAUAAUUACAGUAUUUCACUUAAUGGCUUUGGCUGUCAAUCAUUAUCUGGGCAUUCUCAGACCCCUUCACUACCUUUCGAUCCUGACAUAUAGAAAUACCACAAUUUUAUUAGUUCUACUGUGGGUGUUACCUAUCUCUUUCUUCGCACUGUACUUUAAUCUAAUUGAGAACGAUGGUUUUCAGUCUGAAGAAUGCAAAAACAACGUGUUCCUAUUUCACAAGCAAUUUCGAAUGUUGUUUAGUAGCCUCUUUUUCGGGCCUUUCGUCUUAAUGGUUUGCAUUUACGUUCACAUAUUUUGCAUAGUGAAGAAACAUCAAGCCACGAGACUCCGCUUUCGUAGAGCGGGCUCUUCCACUCGUGCAAGAGUGUCGGAAGCAUUACGUAGCAAUUCUAGACAAAUGGCACGUAAUGUUAAAGCUAUCCACACAACUUUAUACAUACUUGGAAGCUUCGUGAUCGGAUGGAUGCCCGGAGUAAUAAUGUACAUGCUGGUUUGUAACGACUGCGUAUUACAAUUAAAUGGGGUGUCGCCGCGUGUCGUAUUCUUCAUUUACGCCAUAAUUAAUGGUCUCAUUAUCCUGAAAACUUUGGUAAAUCCCAUUAUAUACGCCGCCCGAAUGCACGAGAUUAAGCUCGCUACGAGGCGAAUGCACGAUGCCUGUUGUGGAUGGUCAAAGCUUACUCAUUUUACUACCGAUCGUGGAAUUAAUAGAAUAUACAGCAGCGAGGAGAGCAGGCAUUCGCAAUCGAAGACUAGUCGAUUAUUUCACAAUAUGAGCGUUCGGAAAGCACGAAACGGGAGCACGUAUACAUGUGCAGGUUACAAUAUACACGAAUACGGUAACACGCCCGUGUAGAGCGUGCGAUAUGCAAGACGUGAUGCAAAAAUAUUUUUCCGCGUACUUCGGCGGCGAAGAAUCAUGUAAAUACAAGCUAAACGAGCGAAAAUAGUAGCCUGCAACAAUAUUUUAAUAGCAUAUUGAAAAAGUAUUAUUUCUUUCCUCUUCCUCACUCUCUCUUCUUCUACUUUAAUGUGAUUGUAAUAUAGCUGUUCCAAGUCCAUACGUUAUUGUAGCCCCAUUUUUCAUAUUUGUAUGAAUGUCUAUAAAAAUUAUACGUGUUUUACGAUAGAGUUACUUCGUUAUGAUGACACUUUGUAGGCAACUUGAAAAUAACAUCUUUUGUGAAUCUUACUAGUAUAUUUACCGUGUAUUUAAAGUCAAAUGGAUUUUUAUAUGUAUGUCUAUACCAUUUAAAUCAAAUAUAUUAUAAAUGUUUUAUGACUCGA
This is a messenger RNA of Solenopsis invicta (red fire ant), 2758 nucleotides long. RefSeq names its product trace amine-associated receptor 4. NCBI's taxonomy places the organism in Eukaryota, Metazoa, Arthropoda, Insecta, Hymenoptera, Formicidae. The record is from RefSeq and is a predicted model, not a curated record. Gene Ontology annotation, molecular function: G protein-coupled receptor activity. Gene Ontology annotation, cellular component: membrane. Gene Ontology annotation, biological process: G protein-coupled receptor signaling pathway. The coding region runs from base 1035 to 2327 and encodes 430 amino acids. The transcript is spliced from 9 exons.